AUGGCUGAGCUGGAUCAGAAAAUGGAAGUAUUCAAGAGAAACAUGAAACAACGGCUAAUUGAUAUGCCAACUUCGUUUGAAGACCAAAGCAAACUGAUAAAAUAUUUGAAGGUGCUGGAACCAAACUCGGAUCCUGCAUGGGAUUGCAUUACGGCAUAUCAUUGCUGGCUGGAAGAUCUUCUUUGGCAAACACAAGCAAAACAUCUCAAACUAGUGCUGGAGCUGAAUACGCAUAAUUUGCAUGAUUUUGUGCAGGAAGUAGUGGACCUCGUCACUGAUAAACUGCAAACAUUCUGGAAGCUUUCACAAAUUUAUUCAUCCUCUGCGACAAAUCUAACAUCGUUGGAUCGAGAGAACGAUAUUAAUGUUAGAACUAUGAUGGUUGUUAUACUUUAA
Gongylonema pulchrum is the source of this 396-nucleotide messenger RNA. NCBI's taxonomy places the organism in Eukaryota, Metazoa, Nematoda, Chromadorea, Rhabditida, Gongylonematidae. The record is from the annotation of a GenBank genome assembly.